Nyctereutes procyonoides (raccoon dog) is the source of this 2953-nucleotide messenger RNA. RefSeq names its product L-amino-acid oxidase-like. The transcript has 7 exons. Gene Ontology annotation, biological process: amino acid catabolic process. Bases 17 to 1594 code for a protein of 525 amino acids. Lineage: Eukaryota; Metazoa; Chordata; Mammalia; Carnivora; Canidae. Gene Ontology annotation, molecular function: L-amino-acid oxidase activity; polyamine oxidase activity. The record is from RefSeq and is a predicted model, not a curated record.
GCUCCCUGGACUCAGCAUGAGCUGCAGGGUCAUGGCCAAGAUGAAGGGAAUCCUGAUCCUGGGGCUCUUCUUGGCUACUCCCAGCUGCCUUGGCUACUUUGAGGACCUGGCCAAGUGCUUCCAGGACCCCGAAUACGAGUCCAUCCUUGUCACAGCACAGGAGGGGCUCCACACCUCCCCGCUGACCAAGCGUGUGAUAGUGGUGGGAGCUGGCAUGUCAGGUCUGGCGGCAGCCAAGGCCCUCCAAGAUGCUGGCCACCAGGUAACCAUCCUGGAAGCCAGCAACCAUGUCGGGGGUCGAGUUGUCACAUUCAGGAAUGAGAAGGAAGGCUGGUACCAUGAACUUGGACCCAUGCGAAUCCCAAAGUCCCACAGGCUGGUUCAUACCUACGUCAAGAAGCUUGGCCUGAAGCUGAACAAGUUCAUACAGUAUGAUGACAACACCUGGUACCUCAUCAAUGGACAACGCUAUCGCACCAGGGAGGUCAAAGACAAUCCAGAGGUCCUGGGCUAUUCCGUGGACCCAGUGGAGAAGGGCAAAGGCCCCACAAAUCUCUUCUACCAGUCCAUCGCCAAGGUCAAACAAAAUCUGAAAAAUUUCAACUGCAGCCGCCUGAUAUCCUUUUACGAUUCUUACUCAACCAAGGCUUACUUGCUGAAAGAAGGGGCGCUGAGCGAAGGAGCAGUAAAGAUGAUCGGGGCUCUGAUGAAUGAGGAUUCUGGAUACUAUAAGUCCUUCCUGGAAUCCCUGAGGAGUAGCUUCAUCUUCUCCAAUAGUGACAACUUUUCCGAGAUCACCGGUGGCUUUGACCAGCUCCCCAAAACCCUCAGCAGCAGCCUGAAGCCUGACACCAUCCGUCUGGGCUCCAAGGUGGAGACGGUAGUGAGGGAUGGGCCCACGGUUCAGGUUUCCUACCGGGUGGGCAAACACAGCUCCAGACUGUACACCCUCACCGCAGACUUUGUCAUCAUCACGGCCUCAGCCAAGGCCACACAUCUCAUCACCUUUAAGCCACUGCUCUCCCCAGACAAAAUGGAAGCACUCCGCUUAGUGCAUUACACCAGUGCCACCAAAGUGGCUCUCAUCUGUAAGGAGCUCUUCUGGGAGCAGGAUGGCAUCCGGGGUGGGUUCUCCAUCACCGACCGGCCCUCGCGCCACAUCUACUACCCUAGCCACAGCUUCCCCCAAGGCAAGGGAAUCCUGUUGGCCUACACUGUGGACGAUGACUCCCGCUUCUUCACAUCCAUGACGCACGAGCAGAUGGAAGAUGUGGUCCUGGAGGACGUGGCAGCCCUGCACCAGAUACCCAAGGACAAGCUGCGGCGCAUGUGCCCCUCCUCUGUGAUCAAGCGCUGGUCUCUGGAUCCCUUCACCAUGGGUGCCUUUGCUGAGUUCACACCCUACCAGUUUACCGACUACUCACAGGAACUCUUCAAGCCCGAGGGCCGCAUCCACUUUGCAGGAGAGCAUACCUCCAUGCCCCAUGGCUGGAUAGACACCGCCAUCAAGUCCGGCCUGCAGGCAGCCAGGAAUAUCCAGGCUGCUGUGGAUGAGGAGGCCACGGGAAAGCAGACAACCUUCACUUACUCCUAGGCCAUUUCUAACCCAGAGAGAAAUCCCUGAGGGAAUCUGUCAGGAAAAGUACGGGGGGGUGGGAGUUGGAGGCAGAGACCCAGGAGAGAGGUCAUCAUUAGUGCCCCCCUGGCCCACAAGUAAGAAUCCAAAAAUGCCAAAGAAUUGGUCAGAAAGUCCAUAAAGAAUCGCUCCCUUUCCUGCUCCUCUCCCUGCCAGGCCUUGAGGAGGGAAGCAACAGAGUCAGCAUAGAUGCAGGGUAAGGAGUAAAUCAAUGCUGGUGAUCAUUAGAAUCAGCCCUUAGCUUAGACUGCCUCCUGACAACAGUAACAAGCAAAGGACGAAGGCUCCAACAGUGACCUAAUUUCGGUCAUACACAGCUAGAAGCUUCUACAAGAACAGACAAACCCUGAACCACAGUGAUGUUAAACCACAGAUUGGCCACACACAAACCCACAGGGCACACAAACCCCAUCAUUUUCUGAGCUGGGGGCCUCACAUCCUGGCCCAACAUGGAAUCUAGAUGGAUGGGAGAGGUAAGGGUUUUUCUCUGUUCUUUUUGAGUUUGCAAGAGCAGGAUCUUGGCUUCCUAGAGACACUUCCUGACCUAUAGAUUUGCUCUUCACUCUUACCACCCCCAUCACCAACCAGACCCCCUCCUCUCCACCUCUGCCUAUCCAGCCUAUACCUCUGUCCAUCCCCCUGGAAGAACACCAAGCUCAUUCUCCAUACUUCCACUCUGCUCUUCCUUAACAGAAGAGCCCUGUCCUUCCACACCCAACUAAUUCCCCUUCUCUGAAUAGCCCCACCCAAGCCCCCAGGGAUCCUUCUUUCUCUUUUGAACCUCCACCCUUCCUCCCUCGAGUCCCAAAUAUUUGGGCUGUGGCUCUUCUUAUGUUAUUAUGUAAUUACUUUUAUAUAAUCUGCCCAUCUACACUGAGAGCCCCCAUAGGCUGGGAUCAUAUUGUGUAUGCCUUGGUACAUUUUCCCCCAUAAACACUACAUAUAUGCUAUUUCCCUCACCCUCUCAAUAAAUAUUCAUUUUUCAUCUACCAUGUGUCAGACAAUGUGCUGAGUGCCAUAUAUAAAGAAUGAGCAGCAUUAUUCAAUUAAAUCAAACCUCCACCUCUGAGUGUGUUCCCAAACAUUCCGAUGAUCAGCUCCCAAGUAGGGUUCAUUUUUUUUAUCCCAAAUUCUUGGGUAUUUGGGCCCAGUCACGCAAAAGGAAGAAGCAAAUGAAGUGAAAAACCCUUUGCCUGGAGAAUAUUCUUACCAGGGUGACCCUGGAAGACUCUGAAAACCAGCAUGAUGCAGGAAAUGUUAUGUCUUGAGACUGGCAUAUUGCACAGAAGGAAAGGAAUAAAGAAAAAAUUCACAUUU